This is a messenger RNA of Diceros bicornis minor, 1035 nucleotides long. It is a transcript of the gene LYSET, whose product is annotated as lysosomal enzyme trafficking factor. The transcript has 3 exons. Bases 34 to 624 code for a protein of 196 amino acids. The record is from RefSeq and is a predicted model, not a curated record. NCBI's taxonomy places the organism in Eukaryota, Metazoa, Chordata, Mammalia, Perissodactyla, Rhinocerotidae.
CCCCAAACAAGAGACUGAAAUGUCGGGGCACCGAUGCCACCGCACUUCCUCCGCGGUACCCCAGGCUGGCCGCGCUCACCUUUCUCCCAGCCGGUGACCCCGGAGAUUUCUUUUAUGGUGGCUUUCUGUGAAAUGCCAAAGCCACCCGAUUAUUCAGAACUGAGUGACUCUUUAACGCUUGCCGUGGGAACAGGAAGAUUUUCGGGACCAUUGCACAGAGCAUGGAGAAUGAUGAACUUCCGUCAGCGGAUGGGAUGGAUUGGAGUGGGAUUGUAUCUGUUAGCAAGUGCAGCAGCAUUUUACUAUGUUUUUGAAAUCAAUGAGACUUACAACAGGCUGGCCUUGGAACACAUUCAACAGCACCCAGAGGAGCCCCUUGAAGGAACCACAUGGACACACUCUUUGAAAGCUCGGUUAUUCUCUCUGCCGUUUUGGUUUUGGACAAUUAUUUUUCUGAUACCUUACUUACAGAUGUUUUUGUUCCUUUAUUCUUGUACAAGAGCUGACCCCAAGACGGUGGGCUACUGUAUUAUCCCCAUAUGCUUGGCAGUUAUUUGCAAUCGCCACCAGGCAUUUGUCAAGGCUUCUAAUCAGAUCAGCAGACUACAACUGAUUGACACGUGAAAGCAGUCACAGUUUUUUCCUUAUGAUUACAAAACUGCCAUAUGGAACUUGAUCACAAGACUGCACUUUCUUCACAGAUCUCAGGAAGUUGUGGUGGGGCAGAGGCUUUUUAAAAAAUGCGACUAGGGGGCUAUCUUUAUCUGAAUAAUAAUGAGAAUUUUUAGGUAAAGCCUGAGAUACAUACUACAAAAUCAUGUUGAUGAUUUCAGAUUUUGGAAGUAAAAUCGUGUCUGUUAUUUGCAUUCUUUAGCAACUUGAAUAAGUACCUGAACUCAUAUUUUUAUUCUACUGUGCAACAUAGUGAUGGUUCAGAAAUUUUUCCUUUGGGGAAAAAAUGAGUAUGAACAUUUCCAUUGUGUUUAAUGUAAAAAGGUCCAAACAUGGUGAUAAAAUUUAAAUUUUAUACAAUUA